Molecule: messenger RNA, 1987 nt
Organism: Impatiens glandulifera
Lineage: Eukaryota; Viridiplantae; Streptophyta; Magnoliopsida; Ericales; Balsaminaceae
Product: beta-1,4-xylosyltransferase IRX14-like
Exons: 3
Coding region: 212-1705 (497 amino acids)
Biological process (GO): plant-type secondary cell wall biogenesis; glucuronoxylan biosynthetic process
Cellular component (GO): Golgi membrane
Molecular function (GO): xylosyltransferase activity; galactosylgalactosylxylosylprotein 3-beta-glucuronosyltransferase activity
Source: RefSeq, a predicted model, not a curated record
UUCGUAAAACCAACUUCAUCACCUAAACCCCACCCACCGGCCACCUGCCAGUUGCCACCAUCUUCCGCCUCUUCUCUCUCUCUACAGAAGCCAUAGCUAGGUCACAUCUCAGACUUCCAAAUGCACUCACAAUCUCCAUUUUCGUCGACAAAUCUCUCUCUCAAUCUUCUCCGACGAUACAAAUCAUCGGAGUAGUACCUAAAGAGAAACAAUGAAACUGUCGGCGUUACAGCAAAAUUACCUCAAUCCACGAAGAAUCAACAGUUUAAGAGCUUCUACUCCGCUUGAUUCUUCAUCUGACGGAUCAAUCAAAUCUCCUGUCGCAAUUUUCUGGUUAAUCCUUCAUGGUAUAUGUUGCCUCAUUAGUCUAAUCCUUGGAUACAGAUUCUCUCGUCUUGUAUUUUUCCUUCUCUUCUCCACUUCUUCAAUCAACAAUCUCUACAAUUCUCCAUUCCGAACAGCUUCCGAGAUCGCUAGAGCAUUAACGAUUCAGACUAAUACAGGAUCUCUAGCUAACAAAACGGUUAUUCCUAGUAGUAGAGUUGUGGUUGGGAGACAUGGAAUUUUGAUCAGGCCAUGGCCGCAUCCAGAUCCAGUUGAAGUUAUGAAGGCUCAUCGUAUAAUUGAGAGAGUUCAGAGAGAGCAGAGACUUCAAUUUGGUGUAAAAUACCCUAGGACUAUCAUUGCUAUUACUCCUACAUACGUUAGGACGUUCCAGGCUUUACAUUUGACUGGCGUAAUGCAUUCCUUGAUGAAUGUACCGUAUGAUGUUAUAUGGAUCGUUGUUGAAGCUGGUGGAACUACAAACGAGACUGCUUCGCUGAUUGGCAAGUCAGGACUUCGGAUUAUUCAUGUUGGAUUCGACAUGAAGAUGCCGAUUUCGUGGGAGGAACGGCAUAAUACGGAAGCGGAUAUGCGAGUUCAUGCCCUGAGAAUUGUGAAACGAGAAAGACUAGAUGGGAUUUUGAUGUUUGCUGAUGAUAGUAAUAUGCAUAGUUUGGAACUUUUUGAUGAGAUCCAAAAGGUUAAAUGGAUUGGUGCUGUUUCUGUUGGCAUUCUUCUACAUUCGAGUGAUCCAGACGAUCCAACUCCGAAAGUGAAUGAGGAGGAGGAAGGAAAUCGUCAUAUGCCUGUACAGGGUCCGGCUUGUAACUCAUCUGAAUCUUUAGUGGGAUGGCAUACCCUUAAUUCACUCCCUUAUACAAGAACCGCGAAUUAUAUCGGUGGAAGGGGAGUUGUACUUCCUAGGAAGCUGGAAUGGUCAGGCUUUGUUCUAAAUUCAAGAUUGAUUUGGAAUGAAGCACAAGAUAAACCAAAUUGGAUCAAUGAUCUAGAUGACAUAGCUGAGAAUGGCAAGGUCUUGGAGAGUCCCUUGUCUUUGGUAAAGGAUCAAUCUAUGGUGGAGCCUCUUGGGAGCUGCGGGCGUAAGAUUUUUCUAUGGUGGCUUCGAGUUGAAGCUCGCGCAGACAGCAAGUUUCCUGCAAGUUGGAUUAUUGAUCCUCCAUUAGAAAUCACAGUGAUGGCAAAACACACACCAUGGCCAGAUGCCCCACCUGAACUUGCUGUUGAUAUUGAGGAGAACAAGGAGAAAUCAGCUUCGAAAAAUCGAUCGCACAAACUGAGACGGAGCUCGAGAAUCAAGCAUAAGCGUGAAGCGAAAACAACAAACACACGUGUCGAACAAAGGCAUCCAGGUGAGAAGUAAAGUAAAAACUCUUGUGUUCUUGGCCAAUCAUGGGAUUAUUUUGCAUUUUUUAAGACAUGUUGUUCAUAUAAAAAGAAAAGUUUAAAAAUUUCCACUUGAAUGUCAUCAUCAAAUCCUUCUUGGUGUUAUGUUCAUAGAUUGAAACAUCAAAACAUUUUAUACAUGGCAAUUGUGAGCCAUAGAUUAGUAUAGAAUUUGUGAUAUGAAUUUGUUAACUACUCACAAUGCUUGUAAGAAAAAUAAAAGGAAUGAAAUUUUCAUGAAACAAGUUUCUUGUUUUUA